UUAGCUGGGCAACAACAGGUGGCAACCCCCUGCCUAGGACCAGCCUCCCUUUUGACGACGCGGCGUUGCCAAAUUGUCGAAGCGCACGCAAAUUCGCAGAAUAUUAAUUGCCCAUGUGAAUGUGUGUGUGCGUAUGCGUGUGCGUGUGAGUGUGCGAGUGUGCUUGUGCGUGUGUUGGGGGCGUGUGGACGCAAUUAGCAAAUCUAACAGUUCCAAGAAUCGAUUCAGUGCGGCCAAAAAUUAAUUGGCUGCCCCUCAGCAAACAAAACAAAAGUAACAAAAAACCCAAUAAAGAGAAAUACAAAAAGCGCACCUAAAUUCACACCUCAAGACCGCAGAAGAGCCGCAAGACUUUAUAGAAAUAAUCUACAAAAUACCACGAAAAUAAACAAAUCAAAUAAUCACAAUGCGACGGCAACCUUUGGUGAUCUUAUUGCUGCUCAGCUGUGCGCAAUUGCAGGCAGAGAUUGCUCAUUCACCGUUGAUCAGCAAUCGCAUCAGUCCAGCUUCCUCACAGGAGACACAUGCCGCGAUCUCUGCAGUUUGCCCCCAGCGUUUGGCCUACGAGAAAAUGGUGAACAGCAUUGACGAUGUGGAGGAUCUGUAUGUGGAUGUGCCCGUCCACAUUGCCCUUGAGCAGAGGCAGAGGAAACGAUUCGCGCUGAAGUUAAACAACUCAACACCGCUGACGAUUCUGUUCUCGUUGCCUGUGGCACGUCAGCUUUACUACAAUCAAACAGCGAACGUCUUGCGACUUGCAACGCCCGCCAAGGGACCUGGCAUCGCCAUGGGCCGCUUGGUCCUCCCCUGCGCCCUUCGUGGGCAAUACGAUUUGUUUGUGCAGGCACGACAAGGCGGCGCUCUGAAGCUGGAGGCACAGGCCAAGCAUCCGCAGUCAUCGGCGAUGCUCAAUCACUCACAUCGCAUCGCCAUCCGCACUCAGAAUCGGGUGCGAAAACGUCAGUUGAUUGUUAAAUGGGAGCGUAGCAAAUUCGAUUACCAUGCAAUGCACUAUUGCUUGGUGGUUCAACAAGUUGGUUCCGGGGAAGUCAACGACUUUGCCACCUUCUGCGAGGCAAUUUAUGCCUACACUCAACAACAACAGCAGACAAAUUCGAGAGCUUCUUCUGCUCCCUGCUCGGGAGCCAGCAAUAUGUUCGACUUGGUCUGGUCACGAGCACCGAAGCGAGCUCGUCACCUCAAUCCACGACACAACUUGCACAUCGUGUGCACCGGAGCAAGGACGCAGCAACAACUUCGCGGACUUCAGCCCAACAGCAGCUAUCGACUGCAGAUCUUCGGAGUGGAUCAGCGGCUUCAGAACAUGACAUUACCCUUGGCCAGCACUCAGGUGCACUUCAAUCGUACAAACCCAACGGCACUACGGGAGCAGAAUCUUUCUCUGCUCAAGAUUGGUGGAUUGCAUGGGGUUCAGGUGUACAGCUUUAAGGUACCCACGACCACGCCACCUCCGCCCUUUAUGCGCUAUCUGCUGCUGCCUUGUGCUGGCAGCGAGAUACGAGUGAAGCUGCUGCAUCACCACAAAGAAGUCGCUAAUCUGGGCAACAUCUAUGCGCCCACAUAUAUCAAGCAAGAGGGCAUCAAGCCAGGUCAACGAUAUCUCAUGCGAUUUGAGCCCAACAACGAGGAUGAAGCGUUGAGAGCCCAGAAAGUGCGCUUGGCACUGAGCAGCGAGCGACUAUUUCGAGAUCUCCCGGAACUGCCCAAGAACGUAACCGUAUUCAAUGUUCGCACCCGCUGCACCAGCACAACAUUAGCCUGGAACAGCUCUCCGGAUGAGCGCGCUCUGAGCUAUUGCGUGAUUGUCUUUAGUCUGCCGCAGCGAAGUGGCGUGGAAUACACAAAUUAUUGCAUGGACUUUGGAGCACUGCGAAUAACGCAGCACAAGAAUUUCAAGUUCAUACGCUGUCGCGAAAAGCAGCCCAGUCCAAACGAUAAACUGGAAAUGGAGACGAUAUUCGGUUUAACGCCUGGCGAUAGCUAUUUGAUCUAUGUGACUGCCAACUUGAGUAUGGGCAAGCCGUUGCCUUAUCAGACGCUAACGGUGCACAUGGGCAGCCAGUGCGUGGACUUGGAGUCGCAGGAGCAGCCCGAGUACUACUAGGCGUAUGCGCAAUACGCUGCGAUACGCUGUCGAAGAAAGCAUUUGUCAAAGCAAGAAAUUAUCCGUCGUUGUAAAGCUACCUAAUCCACUCAACUACCAUAAACUGAAAACAAAAAGUAAAUCGAAAAAUCUAUCUAAAUACCAUAAUAUACUAUAUAUACUAUAUAUAUAUAUUUACAUAUAACUAUGCGGGUUUUUGCGCUAAGCAUAAAAGACUAUAUAUAUUACAUCUAAAUGGCAAACGUAUCUUAGCUAUGUGAAUGUUUGUGUGUGCUUGCGUGUGUGUUAUUUCGAUCAAUCGAUUAUGUGUGCAUGUAUUUGUGUUUGCCAACGAAUUCCAAGUAUUUUGAGCAAAGUUUUUUUGAUUCUUUCAUAUAAAUUAAGUCUAGCUUUAAAUGUUUUUUGUAUAUUGUUUACGAUUGUGUUUUAUGUGUGUUCAUUGUUUGAAAUCUCGCAUUGGUUUUUACUUAAACAAAUAGUUACCGAUAAACAUAACGAUAGCGAUACCGAUACCGAUAACGAUAACUUUAUUUAGCGCUAGGCUUUUGCUGUUAAGUUUACCACAAUUAAAUUUUUUGUAAUUUUUUACAUACAUACAUAGAUAUUAAAUAUAAUUUAGCUAAGCCUAAUUGUACGAAUACAGAAAAAUAAUAUUAAAGCUAUAAAUGUAUGCAUUAUAUAUGCGCUGUAUUUUUUGAGGCGACUUCAUUAAAAGUUACAAAAUAUGAUAAUUAACUAAAUAAUGUGGACAAUAAAAUGUGCUAUGCAGAGAACCGAGAA
Messenger RNA from Drosophila albomicans, 2905 nucleotides. RefSeq lists its product as uncharacterized. The coding region runs from base 407 to 2125 and encodes 572 amino acids. NCBI's taxonomy places the organism in Eukaryota, Metazoa, Arthropoda, Insecta, Diptera, Drosophilidae. The record is from RefSeq and is a predicted model, not a curated record. Gene Ontology annotation, molecular function: protein binding. The transcript has 8 exons.